This is a messenger RNA of Geodia barretti, 444 nucleotides long. Lineage: Eukaryota; Metazoa; Porifera; Demospongiae; Tetractinellida; Geodiidae. The record is from the annotation of a GenBank genome assembly.
AUGUACGCUUUCGCCUUCUCCACUCUGAGCUUUGACUCUGUGCCACUCCCCAUCGUCUUUAUCAGCCCUGCGCUAGCAUGGCAACAGGGGCUCGCCCUCAACUGUUCGGUGUGCCUCGCCAUGUCUCUCCUAACUCACUUCCGUCACAAGAGGUAUGCAGUGGGGAGUGAAUGGGCUAACUACCUUGGGGAGGAGACCUGGGCAACAGUGAACAAGGUUGCAAAACUGCAGAAGGAGCAACUAACCCCCGCAAAUGCCCAAACCCUAAUCGACACACCUCACUUUCUGAAAGAAUUGGAAAGUAUGAAGAAGCUGUUAUCAGAAUUCAAAAGUAUGAAGAAGCGGUUAGCAGCAUUAGAAGACCGAGAGCAGGAGGCCCAACAGCGGGCCCGAGAGCUGGAGGCCCUCAGCCCGAGGAGAAAAUAUCCCAGGAGUGAAACUUGA